Molecule: messenger RNA, 4708 nt
Organism: Manihot esculenta (cassava)
Lineage: Eukaryota; Viridiplantae; Streptophyta; Magnoliopsida; Malpighiales; Euphorbiaceae
Product: protein EMBRYONIC FLOWER 1
Exons: 7
Coding region: 304-4206 (1300 amino acids)
Biological process (GO): negative regulation of flower development; negative regulation of DNA-templated transcription; shoot system development
Source: RefSeq, a predicted model, not a curated record
ACACAAGAUACAAACUCUCUCUCUCUCUCUCUCUCUCUCUCUCUCUCUCUCCCUACCUAUGGAAUCGAAAACCUCUAAGCUAGGGUUUCUCGAACAUCGCACUCUAAUUCUUCUCCACUACCUUUGAAUCUAUGCUCAUAGCUUUUACCUUCUUCUUUGCCGCCAAAUGCUCUAUCUGUUAGUACCAUUUGUUCGGGUAGCCGUGAAGAUCGAGCUCAAGUCUGGAGAAUAUUGGGUCUGUUGAUCGUUGGCUGAGAUAAGGUAAUUCAGGUUUUGAACACUGGAGCGUUAGUUAAUUUUAACAUGGAGAAGAACAUUAUGGUGGAGGAGAAUCAUCAAAGUAGCAAUUCUAAUCUUCUUUCCAAGUCUGUGGAGUCAUCCAUUAAGAUUGAUUCAAUAUCUAUAGAUCUCGUCAAUGCCAAUGAGAAGACAAAUGCAGAAAACUGUGGACAUUUUUCAAUACGUGGAUAUGUAUCUGAAAUUCGAAAAAAAGACUGGAAGAUUUGUUGGCCAUUUGCUUCAGAUGGUGACAGUAAUAAGCAUGAUGAACAAGCAUGUGAGCUUCCAUCCUUGCAUGUUCCGAAGUUUAGAUAUUGGCGUUGCCAUCACUGCCUGUCAGAUAUUGGUGCUAAAGGCAUUGGAAAUGAUUAUGGGCCCAUUCUUAAAUCUUGUACUGCUGGACUAAAAUCAAAUAGCGUUUGUUCCCAUGCAUCCAUUCUUGACAAUGUCGCAAUGCUACCAUCUGAUUUGAAGCAAGCUCCACAGCCACACAUUCUUAAGGAGAAAAAGGUUGAUGCUAAUGCUUCAGCUAACUUGAAUUACACAACUGAAUAUCAUGCUGUGUCAUGCAUUGAUAAAAAGGAAAAGCUAACUGAAGUUGCAAGUCCCACCGUAGGGCAAAAUAUGUAUUCUUCUGGUAAUCUAAGUAAGGAAGUGCAUAGAUUGACUACAGAAAUUUCAGGCCUGAUGCAGAAAACAUAUCAUACAGAUGACAUAGUGAAUCUCAAAUCAAAAUGCAAUGGAUCCAUAGACCCAUGCAAGCCAGCCUGUGAACAUCAUGAUGGUGCUGAGACGGAAUUGGCUGGAAAUCUGAAUUGCAUCAUUAAAAGUUCUUCUAAGUUUGAAAGUAGGAAAGUAAUUUCUCUGGAUGAUGGGUUAGCAGCUUGUGGAAUAUCGGGAGAAGCAGGUACUUUUGAGAAGGGCCAGAACGUAUGUAGUGAGAACAGAGGUGAAGCAAGUAAGCAUCCUUCCCUGGAAUUGGAUGAAUGUGAUUAUGCUUCAUCUGAGAGUGCUGAGAUAAUUGGUCGGAAUAAUCUUCUGGAUCUUCAUCGUGAUAAUUCAAGUGCACUGCAUCGGAGAAAAACUAGAAAAGUGCGCCUGCUAACUGAAUUGUUAUGUGAAAAUGGUGAUGGAGACACAAAUAACGUCAGGACUGAUGAUUCUCUAUCCAAUGCCAUUCCUGAUGCAUCAGCGGUAGGUGAUAAGCUUCAUGUUACAGUAGGUCAGGUGGCUGUCUCAGGAAAUGUCAGAAGGAGUUUCAGUCAACAUAGGAAAAGGAAGUUGGAUCAGGAUGAAGAUUGGAGACCCAUGGAAACAGGCUCUCCCAUUAAAGCAUCUAAAGAAGCUAAGAUCUUAAAGAGAGAUCUGGAAUCCACUGAUGCAAUUGAAAAAGCAUUUGCUAGAAUGCACUUGCAAACUAGUUUGAAAAAUAGUUGCACCAAACGUAGAAUUGAUGGAAGUCCUAGCAUGGGUAAGAAGAAAAACAAAAAGUCCCUGAUUUUAAAUGAAAGUUCAUCCUUAGCCCUCAUACAGGAAAAUGUGCCAAAUGGAAUUGGGAACAAAACCGGAGAUGCAUCAACCAGUAAUGCUGCUGAUGGAGUUAUGAUCAAACCCAUGCAUAACGAAGUUAUAGGCAGAGAGGCAGAUGUUUUCCCUUUGUCCACACAAGAUAGGAAAUCAUUAUUUAAGAAGAAAAGUAAGAUGCCUCAAGUUGAUGAUCCACAUGCUUCCUUAAUUCCUUGGAAUCAUGGCAUGCUCAAAGAAGAUCUCAUAAGCAGAAAAGAUGUUGAUUUCUUGCAGAGCGAGCCUUUAAGGCUUCCAUUUCAUUCAGUGCAGGAUACAUCCAGUGAAAAAGGACUAAAUCUUUCUCUUAACAGCUACUUGACCAAGCAAAAGUAUGACAUGCGGCACAAUCUACCGCCACAGGUUGAAGAGAGGCGAAUGUCUUUAAUUACUCAGCAAGAGGGUACUGAAAAUCUGGUAAACAGGAAUGCUGCAGAAACCAAGUCUAUUGGAAAUUUCAAUUUUGCUUCUAAAUCAAUACCAGAUAUGCAUUAUGGCAAGGGAGUAUAUAGUGGCCUGAGUAGCAAGAGAACUAUCAAUAGAAUGCCCUUCCUUAAUGAGAAGCAGAAUUGUACAUCUCAGUUUGAUAUUGGCAAUUGUUCUCACAUGCAGCAAAAGAAUUUCUACAGUACAAGCAGCAAUAUGAAAACAAUUGGAAUUCAGGAAUGUUCAGUAGUUACAAGGAAAGACGGUGACCAGAGAGCUAACAAGGUGUCUGAACAGGGAGUUUUAGAUGACAUUCCCAUGGAAAUUGUCGAACUCAUGGCAAAGCAUCAGUAUGAGAGGUGUCAACCUGAUGCUGAACAUGAUAGAUGCCAAUUUGAAAUGACAAAUAAUUCUAAGACAGGUCGGGCAAUGGAUUUUAGUAAAGCAUAUGGGAGUGGAGAGAUGAGCUUAUUUCAGCAGGAAGCUUCUCAAAAACGAAAUUCUCGUGUUAAAAAUGGAAGAAAUGGAAUAAUAAAGAGGGGUGAAAAUGUAGGAUCUGCCAAACAGAAGUUAGUUGAGUUCUUUUCCCUUGCAGAUAUAAACCAAUUCAACAUGAGAAAACCACAACAAGCUCCUGCCCCUGCAGGGUUUGAGGCAUUUUUUCAGCGUCAAGAAAAGACACCAACUGGAGUCCACCAUUCUGCUUCCAGUUCUGGCCGGCAAAAUAGUGCACAAAAUUGCAAGUGGGUUGGGGAUAUUGUAGGGAAGAGGUUCUUUCAUAACUGUUUACAGACAUCAGGAACAUGUAUUUCUUGCCAGGGCAUUCCCCAGCAAAGUAAAGAAACAAAUCAUCUUUGGUCCGCCAUGAUGCCCAAUCACAUGCCUUUUGUGUACAACAUUCCUCAAAAGUGUGCUGCUCUACCUACCAGUGUAGAUGUCCUCUCGAAUACUGCUAGUGGUAUGCAUAAGGAGAAUAUAAAUGGCGAUCGUGAUCUGAAGCUUCCAAAUCAGAACACUGCCAUAUUUGGAAAGCAAAACAGAAAUGGUUCUGAGACACUCAGGACAUGUUCAGAGUACCCAUUUGCUUGCAAACAUAAUGGGAUUGAGCUUAAUCAAAAGCCUAUGGGGUCUUUAGAUCUGUAUUCUAACGAAACCAUACCAGCAAUGCAUUUGCUCAGCCUCAUGGAUGCAGGACUUCGGUCCCGUGGACCAAUAAAUCUGGAUGUAGCCCCGAAGUUCCUGAAAAGACCUCUAACUCAUGAUCAAGAGCCUAGUGAGUUUUCUAGGCUGGAUUCUGGAGCCUAUCAAGUGACCAAUACCAUGGAUCACACAUCAUAUGAUUAUCAUGGUAAAAAUAAACUUGCAGAGGAUUCCCAUCGGCACAUUUCUGCCUUUCCAGCCUUUGUUGGUCCAUCUGCUUCUUCAUUUAAACAUGACAAAUGCUUCAAGAAGGCCAAUGACUUCUACAGUCAGGUUUCUCAAGAGAAAGUAAAGGGAAAAGGCUUUGAUUCUCGCCCACAGAAUAAAGGUUGUAGAUCGCAGAAGUCUAUAGGUUCCGGUGGAAAUUUUGGCACCAAUUGUGGAUCCAUUCCUGUGCAUAGCAUGCAGACAAUGUUCUUAGGUGCAUCAAAUUCUAUGGUAUUUCCUUUCCAGUUUGAGGGACUGGACAAUUUAACUAAACGCAAGUUGGAGGCUCCUAGUGGCACUCGAUCUGUUCAACCCCAUAAGAGUUCUGAGACGGGAAUCUGCAGUGUGAAUAGAAAUCCUGCUGAUUUUAGUGUUCCAGAAGCUGGAAAUAUCUACAUGAUUGCAGGUGAAGAUCUAAGAUUUGGAAAAUUUCCUUUUGCAAAUGGGCAUGGCUCAACUAAAUUGGGAGGACAGAAGCGACCAAAGAAGCUUCCUGCUGUGAAAGAACAUCGGCGACAACAAAUUUCAUGAUCAGCAGUUUCAAUGCUGCAGGUAAAGUCUCAGUAGGUCUACCAGCUUCUUCAAAAUGAAAUCAGAUGGUAAAUGCCAAAGUAAUAUUUUUGCAUAAAAAGAAGUCGAUCUUUAAUUCAGUAACCAUGAUAUUCCAUUUACUUCAGGUCUUGCUGAGUUAUGGAAGCCAUACUGGGCAUAAAGGGUUGGGCUUUGUAUAUAUCUACAUUGGCCUUUGAUCUCCACAAGUAACCUUAUAUGUAUGUAUCUUUGUAUGUUUAUUGUAUUUUGGUGUGCUUCAGUUGAAAAUGUUAUUAUAAAAGCCUAAAUCCUAAUGCUGUCGUUGGCUCUCAAAAAAAGAACGCUUUUGUACUUGAAUGAGAGCAUUUGCUCCAUUAUUGAGUGGGAUUUUAGAGUGGAAACAAACAGCAGAACAUUAGAUGCUAUGAUGUAUUUGAAUACAUGAGCCAGAGAUUGGUAACAGCUUCAUCAAUAAAUCAGCAGUCAAAGGGUUCACUUGUUA